This is a messenger RNA of Teleopsis dalmanni, 536 nucleotides long. RefSeq names its product RNA-binding protein FUS. The coding region runs from base 42 to 512 and encodes 156 amino acids. The transcript is spliced from 2 exons. NCBI's taxonomy places the organism in Eukaryota, Metazoa, Arthropoda, Insecta, Diptera, Diopsidae. The record is from RefSeq and is a predicted model, not a curated record.
AAAUUAUUCUCGUUUAGUCGAGCACAGACACUUGCCAAGUUAUGAUGAAAGUAUUCGCAUUUGUUUUUGUUAUUGUGUCGAUGGUAAUGAACGGUUUCACUCCAUGCACAGCACAAUCAGCCGCUUGGGCGGAAGCUUCUGGUGGUGCUGUUGCAAUUGCUGGAGCUCCCGGGCAACCCGGAGCGCCAGGGGGUGAAUACAGUUAUGGCUAUGCCAGUGUAGAUUCAAGAGGUCGCACCUAUGGUGGCGCUGGUGGCAACGGUGGUUAUUACGCAAGCGGUGUUGAUGAACAUGGUCGCUUUUAUGAGCAUAGUGGUGGUAAUGGUGGUCGAGGAGGCGCACCCGGACAACCAGGUCAACCAGGUGGUAAUGGUUACAAUGGUUACGGUGGACCUACAAGCUAUGAUUACCCUUAUCACCAUCGUAAUUUUGCAACGGCAGUGAGUUUUAGUUUUCCGACCUUUAUGAUUCCUAUUUUCUUAUUGUUGUUUAUGUUUUAUCAAAAUUUGUAAAUAAAUAUAUCUAAGUAUCUAAAA